Gongylonema pulchrum is the source of this 359-nucleotide messenger RNA. NCBI's taxonomy places the organism in Eukaryota, Metazoa, Nematoda, Chromadorea, Rhabditida, Gongylonematidae. The record is from the annotation of a GenBank genome assembly.
CUGGUAUUUCAAAUACACUUUUCUUUUUUCAGCAUAAAUGCAAUUGAAAGUUCGCGCAAGGAUGAUGAUUCGCAGUGGUUGACAUAUUGGGUGGUUUUUGCAUUGCUCACUAUUCUGGAAUUCUUCUCCGAAACUUUUGUGGCAUACAUUCCAGUUUAUUGGCUUGUCAAGUGUCUUUUUCUGGUCUGGUUGUUCGCACCGAUGACAAUGGGCGCCCAGAAAAUAUACGCGCGCAUUAUACAACCGUUUGUGCACAAGCAUCACUCGCUGAUUGGAAAACAGAUUGGUCGAGCGGCACAGAAGCUGAACGAAGGAGGGGACGGUGAAUUUUCUAAAUUUCCGCAUAAUUUUUGGUAAGG